Molecule: messenger RNA, 1815 nt
Organism: Indicator indicator
Lineage: Eukaryota; Metazoa; Chordata; Aves; Piciformes; Indicatoridae
Gene: CCDC148
Product: coiled-coil domain containing 148
Exons: 14
Coding region: 1-1815 (604 amino acids)
Source: RefSeq, a predicted model, not a curated record
AUGCAGCAGGAACCAAAAAACCUGGUGGUUCCUAUAAGAAAUGGCCUUUACAGCCAGAAGUAUAAACCUGUUGACUACAAACAUCUAUAUGAACUUGCUGCAGCAGAAAAAAUGGUAUCUGCAGAAAUUCAGUUAAAGAUUAAAAAAAACAGGCAAGUUUUAAAAAAUAAAAAAGAGCAAAUGCUGCUGAAACAGCACCAGCAAGUGUGGUGGCAAGAGCAUAAAAGAUUGAGUGAGAACAGGCAAAAAGCAGAAGCAGAAAUAAAGACUUUUCUUGAUGAAGAAAGCCAUAAGCACAACUUUUUUGUCGAUAUGAGAGACUUGGAGCAUCGCUUAUCAAAGGAGCGGGCUGCGUUCCGAGGAGAUACUGUAGCUCCUAUCUGGCAGCUGAGGGAGCAGUUGAAAUCCAGGCUGUCUGAAAUGCUGUCUUGCCUGAAAGCUAAGAUCAAUCCAGCUGAGAUGUUACAGCAAAUCAAAUUUGUGAAGAAGCACCAGAAAGCAAUCUUGGAACUCCUUAGCCAUGAAAGCCUGGCUUUGGAAAGAGAGCUUGAGGACUAUAAAACAAAAGCAUUAGCACAUUCUUUUGAAGAGAUAAAUGGAGUUUGCCUUGAAGUUCCUUCAGCCCUCCUGUCUUUGGAAUGCCCCUACCCUGAUCUGAAGACCUUGGUUAUCAGUGAAUACCAAAAGCUUGCCAGCGGCUUCUGGUCUAAGCUCCAGGAGAUCGACCAGCAGUUAGAAGUUUUACAUAGGAAUAUUGACUGGAAGGAAGAGGAUCAGUGGGUUUUCCAGACUGUUAUCAGUCAGUAUCCAAGUGAUCUCCAGAGGAGGAGGACUUUGUACCUGGACGUGCUGCAGAGAUACCUUCCUCACAAAUCUCGGCGUGACCUGGUUGCUCAUGAGAAGGCCUGGGACCGGUGCCACUUUGCCAGGAGCCAGCGCAGGGCCGUGGUGCUGGGCUGGGCUCAGGCCAGGGAAGCCUUUCUGCUGCGGGCAGCGGCCACCGCCGCCGAAGCCUCUGCUGCCCAGGAGGCAGAGGUGCUGCUGGCCCACAGCAGGCAAAAGCAGCAGCAGCUUUGUGCUGAGCUGAAAGCAAAGGUUGUACAGUGGAGAGCACAGCAGGAAGAGGCUGCUGAGCUGGAAGCUGCUGUGGCUGCCAGAAGAAAAGAAAAAGAGGAUGAGAAAGAAAGGCUGCAGAAGGAGCAGGAGAGGAUUCGCAGAGCUGAGGAGAGCCAGAAGGUGAGAAAGUACAGGGCUGAGAAACAGCUGAGGUGUCAAGAACAGGAGAAGAAAGAUCUUCAACGGCUGGAGGAAUUGAGAAAAUUAAUGGCUGAACAAGCAAUUAAAGACAGAGAAAGGGUGAAGUUCAGACAGGCAUUGCUGGAAAGGAGGCUGCUGGAGAAGAAGGAGCUGGCCCUCCAAGCAGCACGUAAGGAGGAGGAGAAGGAAAAAUGCCUCGAGGCGCUCCGACAGCAGGUUGCUGUCGUUGCAAAAUUAGACCCAGCUCGAGUGGUGGCUGACACGGUGGCCUCUAAAGCUCGGAUGGGCAUUGGAACCAACGAAGAGUUUGAUCUCCAGAAGCCACUGUUUAAGUUGCACACAUACAGUGAGGAGCAGAUCAUUUCUGACCCCAGGCUCCGUGUUGAGCUGGCUCUGCGGGAAGCUGGACUUCAUAAAACACUUUAUGCAAAAGAGAUCUUACCAAAAAUCCCUCCGCUGAAGCUCCCCAGAAGAGACAUGAGAUCUACAGCUUUUCAGAUGCAGAGCACCUCUGUGCCAGGAGCAGCUUCAGGGGGCACUGUCUGGCCUGUGCUGUGA